AUGAUCUUUUCCAGGUAUUGUCUAUUUAUUUAUUUUAAUAACAAGCUAUUCAUUAAUGGCUUUGUUGAUCAAAUUUAAAAAUAAUUUUGUCUAGCAGAGCCUCAAUCCUUGCCAUAAAAUAAAGAUAAACUGUUAAUUGGGAAGUUUAAAGUUCUUAUUUAUAAGAAGAAAACAUGAGAGUAGUUAAAAGUAAGGCUUUCUUAGAAACCUCUAUUAAAUCAUAUUUAAUUAUUAUCUUAGUAAUUCCUUGAAGAUGCUGAAAAUACAUUCGCUAUUUAAGAAAAAUAGGCUGGCUGGUGAAUAAGAAAUCAUUAUAUGA
Paramecium sonneborni is the source of this 319-nucleotide messenger RNA. NCBI's taxonomy places the organism in Eukaryota, Ciliophora, Oligohymenophorea, Peniculida, Parameciidae. The record is from the annotation of a GenBank genome assembly.